This is a messenger RNA of Venustampulla echinocandica, 576 nucleotides long. Its product is annotated as Proteasome subunit beta type. The record is from RefSeq and is a predicted model, not a curated record. The transcript has 2 exons. Gene Ontology annotation, cellular component: proteasome core complex; proteasome core complex, beta-subunit complex. The coding region runs from base 1 to 576 and encodes 191 amino acids. Gene Ontology annotation, biological process: proteasome-mediated ubiquitin-dependent protein catabolic process. NCBI's taxonomy places the organism in Eukaryota, Fungi, Ascomycota, Leotiomycetes, Helotiales, Pleuroascaceae.
AUGGUGGGCAAAGACUGCGUAGCCAUAGCCUGCGAUCUCCGUCUCGGUCUCCAAUCCCUCACCGUCUCCAACAACUUCCCCAAGAUCUUCUCCUACGGCGACGUCUAUCUCGGCCUAACCGGUCUGGCAACCGACGUAUCCACAGUCAGCGAUCUCUUCCGCUACAAAGUCAACAUGUACCGCCUACGCGAAGAGCGGAACAUCUCUCCCUCCACGAUGGCGAACUUGGUCAGCAGCAGUCUGUACGAGAAGAGAUUCGGGCCAUAUUUCGUCAGUCCAGUGGUUGCAGGUAUUGAUCAGAAGACGGGAAAGCCAUUUAUUUGCGGGUUUGAUAGUAUUGGGUGUAUCGAUUUUGCGAAGGACUUUAUUGUCGCGGGGACGGCCAGUGACCAGCUCUUUGGUACUUGUGAGGGCCUUUGGGAGCCGGAUCUGGAACCCGAGGAUCUCUUCGAGACCAUUUCGCAAGCGUUGCUGAAUGCGGUGGACAGAGAUGCGUUAUCGGGUUGGGGUGCGCAUGUUUACGUUAUCGAGAAGGACAAGGUCACAAAGCGGUUAUUGAAGGGCCGACAAGACUAA